Molecule: messenger RNA, 1750 nt
Organism: Chelonoidis abingdonii (Abingdon island giant tortoise)
Lineage: Eukaryota; Metazoa; Chordata; Testudines; Testudinidae
Cellular component (GO): nucleus
Molecular function (GO): mRNA binding
Source: RefSeq, a predicted model, not a curated record
UGCUGUUUCUCACUGGAAGAACUGCAUCCUCAAGCACCUCCUGAGCCUAGUCUGCUACUGGCCAAUGAGCAAGGAGAUGUGCUGUGACCCCUCCAGCCACAGGCAUGUUAUGCCUUGGUAACUUUUCCUAACACCUGAAGCCACCUGCCUUGCCAAACUCUUCAGCAACUGUGGCUAGGCUGGGGCAGUGAGCUGGGCGGAGUAAGGAGGCUAGGCCCAGCAGCUGAGCCAGGUCUCCUUGGGGCAGGGGAUCUGCCUGGCACAAAACGUGGCCCCAACCUCUGUCCUAAUCUUGGAGGGAGACGGACUCUUUCUUGCUGCUUCCUGAUCAUAUGAGGCAAAGAUGGCACCACCGUGUGGCUUCAGCAGGAAUGGGAGGGGCCACCAUCAAAUGAUUGCGCGAUGCUCCCGCCGUCACUGGAGCAGCGUUUUCCUCUCCUCCACCCCUUAGUUUUCUGCGAGAGCGAUGGUUAUCACGUGUCCCAAAUAUGGCGGCGCCCUAAUCGCUUCUACCCCUGUAGGUGGACUUCCGGGAGUGGCCGGAAGUGAGCGCCGCCAUCUUGUUUCUGUGGUUUUGGAGGAACAGUUGGUUUCCGCUGGGAGCUGCGCUGUUUUGUUCCUCCUGGCCCUUCCGCCCUGCUCCGCGUUGAGUUUGCGUGGGUGAUUCCUGAGAGCAUUGCAGGCUGGAAGUGCAACCUCCUGCCAUGGUGAAGAUCUUCGUGGGAGGGGUCUCCCCUUCUGUCACAGUGGAUGAGCUGAAGAAGCUCUUUGAGCAGUAUGGACAGGUGAACGAGUGUGACAUCCUGAAGAACUUCGCCUUUGUGCACAUGGAGAAGGAGGACGAGGCCCACAAGGCCAUCAGUGAGCUGCACAAGCAGGAGUUCUACGGGGCCAACCUGACGGUAGAGUACGCCACCUCCAAGAUCCGUAACGCCACCAAGAUCUACGUGGGCAAUGUCUCCAGCAAGGCCACCACAGCCCAGAUCAAGGAGCUCUUUGAGAAGUUUGGCAAGGUGGUGGAGUGUGACAUUGUCAAGAACUACGCCUUUGUCCACAUGGCCAAGGAGAGGGAAGCCAUGGACGCCAUCUUGAACCUCAACGACAUGCCUCUGGAGGACCAGAAGAUCUUUGUAACACUAUCCAAGAGCAACAACUCGCUCAAGACAACCAAGGGGACCUCUGUGCCACCUCCACCACCUGCACUGCCCAGUUACUACUUCCCCAGGGGGCGCAUCCCCCCCCCACCGUCUCCAUAUACCCCAUAUGCAACCCGAUCUUGGUAUGACCGGGAAUAUUACGACCGCUUUGCUUAUGAGCUCUACGACAGGGCGAUGACUGCCAGGACCGUAUACGAGAGGGCCUUGCCACCUCCACCCUCUACCUCCACCGCCUACAGAGAGAGGAGCCCUGUGGGCAGGCGGACGACUGCUGCGGUGGCCCAGUAUACUGAUCCUUACGCUGCUGCGGCUGCCGCCCAGACAUACAGCCAAGUGUACAACCAAACAGGUUAUGCAGCAGUGGCGGCUGCAGCUGCAGCAGCAGCUACCUACUCCCAGUACAGCAUGGGUGCCACCUACAGUGCAGGGGAGUACUAUGAGAAAUACAGCAACGGCUAUGCCACUCAGUAUGCCCAGACGUACUAAUCUCACUGUGCUCAUAGUACCCGGUGCUCGGAGGCGUAAGGGGGAAAGGGAUCUCGGCUGCAAAGGUGCAGGCAGAGCUGAUUCAAGACAGCGCAAUGCCUUUAACC